AUGCCUGGAGGAAUUCAUUUUCUAUUCGGCCUCAUUCUCUUUUAUAUUCUCCAAUGGAUUUCCUAUUUCCUGCGGAAACAUCAAGCCAAGAAAACAUCAUCAGCUUUUGCCUCACGAAAUGGGGACGCCCUUCAUGAUGAUAACAACAAUAAUUGCAUCACCACCACAACAUCCUCUCGUGAUGUUCAAGUUGUUACUUCCGCCUCGAUGAUCAUGAAGGACAACAAUAACGUUCAUCCUCGCCCUUCUCAUCAUCAAAAACCCUCUUCUCCCUCUUCAUUGCCAUCGCCGUCUUUGUGUUCAUCCGAAAAUUUGAAAAUCCAUGAAGAUGACCAUCAAACAAAACCUCUCACACCUCUUCUUCAUCGAAUUUACCACCGAAGGAUCGAUCGAGAAUGGUUUCAAUUUGGCAUUAUUGUCGGGUCAGUGAUGCCCGAUGUUGAUUUGUGCAUUGCCAUUGUUUCCAUUGUGUUUUGUUACCUCUUUCUAGGAUAUGAUGGUGAGGAUAAUAGACAAGUGGCUGAAUCCGUGCAUCGAACAGCCACUCAUUCUCUUAUCAUUUGCAUUCCCUUACUGAUUCUAUUCAUUUACAUGUAUAAUAAGAGGGAUCAUUAUAUUCUCAACAAGAAGAAGAAACAAUCACUCAAUUUACAAUUAUCUACAAAAAAUCACACAAUGAAUAGUAACAUGACCACCACUCAUAUUCGAGUGACUGACAAUUGUGAAUUAAUUCGGACAAACGCACUCACCAAUGAUAAUUCCACCCCAACUCUGACGACAAGUGACGACGAUGUUCAGGCAAGCACGCUGUCAUCUCGGUUGAGUGACGAAAAUCCUCAUUUACAUGAACACUCGCCGAGUAUCGAUGAUGACGCUCCAAGUGGCCUAAAGGUAAAGGCAGCAGCUCCUCUCAAUAAUAAGAAUUUCAACUUUUCACCUCAAAUCAUAGGAACAAGUUCAAGUCUUGAGCACGUGAGUCAUUCUCACAAUUCCAAUCAUCCAAGUCACCAUCACAAAUCCAAGCCUUACAGUGAAUUGCCACUAUGGGAAAAAUUCGUGAGAGAUUUCAAAUGGCUAAAUUUGCCUUUUGCCAUUGGAUUUCUUGUCGGAGCUAUUUUCCACAUUUUCUUGGAUGUGAUUUACAUGAAGGGUGUAAAAUUAUUUUGGCCUAUUUAUGGUGAAGAAAUCUUUUGUGAAAUUCCGUGGCUCUACUUGUAUGAUAAUUUCAAAUAUUCCCCAAUGGUUCAAAAGGUGAUUAUGACCUGUGAUCAUACCAGCGAGAUUUUGUUUUACAUUGCCAUAUUAUAUUACAGAAGAAGGACUGGAAAAACAGGUUCAUCAUUGAGUGGCGAGCAUGAAAUUGAGGAAGAGGCAAAACCUGCCCAUCCAAAUCCAAAUCACUCACUCUUCCAACAUCACCACAAGCGUAAUGGCAAUGUUGUAGUUUUUCAAAAACAUAGAACCUUUAUUAAUUUAUUGAAACACUUGAAAAACUUGCCACAUUCCUACACUGAAUUUAUUAGGGAACUUUGGAAUGCAUCAGAAGAUGAUUGGGACACAAUUUUCAAGUAUUUCUGUCUAUUGCAAAUAUUCGCCAUUUGGUUCACAUUUUCACUCAUGUAUUUCUUCUUCCCAGAGAUGGGCUUUGUGCAAUUUGUUAUUUUCAUCUACUUCCCAGGAACUGUAUGCGUUCUGAUUUCACUGUUGGCUCCAUUUUGUUUUAGAGAGACGUUGAGCACGUGGGAUUGGUCGAAUUUAAUUCAUGGAACUCCAAAACAUGUCGAUCCUCUCUCUGUUCACCUUCAUCAAGGAUCAAUUGCAAUAGGAAAGUAUCAACACCAAGAUUUGGUUGUGACGCAAUAA
Messenger RNA from Naegleria fowleri, 1863 nucleotides. RefSeq lists its product as uncharacterized. NCBI's taxonomy places the organism in Eukaryota, Heterolobosea, Eutetramitea, Acrasida, Naegleriidae. The transcript has a single exon. The record is from RefSeq and is a predicted model, not a curated record. Bases 1 to 1863 code for a protein of 620 amino acids.